CUCACUCAAGAGGGUUGGACGAAAUGUCGUCUGUCAGGGUUAACUGUGAUCAGCCAGUGAAAUAUCCUCGAAAUUGACACGUAGCUGGCUUACCAAGGGAGUAGGGUCAGCCCUGUGGUUAGCUAGCGGUCACAGAAAGAUGUUGUUACAUGGCGUGAAAUAGUUUAUCAGAUAACGGAUACAUAAAACAGGUAAAGUCCGGUUUCGGACAUUUCAUUUGUGUCUGGCUUUUGGCUUGCUAGUUAGCGUUAAUCCUUUAAUCUCUGUAGUUGACUAUCCAGCAGUGCAAUGCUCUAAAUGCCAAUUUUACGAGGUUGUAGGGAGAAAGUAAUGUGGCCAUUCAACAGGUGUUUUGUACAAUUCACAACAUGGUGCAUUGAAAUACAGGUGGUCCAAGUAGCAUAUUUCUAGCUACUCAGGAAGUACUGGAAAUUAAACAGACUCGUUUGCUAGCUACGGCCUAGCAUGUAGUAGUACCCUUUAAUCCUGCUCAACAACAACAAAUUCUGGUCGCACGCUCUUGCAACCCUUCAAUAAUGAAGGACAAUACAAUAACUACUCCAUACUGGUUUUCAAUAACUUACAGAGCCUGGAUUCUAAUGCUCUUGUUCAUUAAAUGAGAUGUUCCUUUAAUUACAUUCUAUGUGUGACCUCUGUGAUUCUGUUACAGGUUUACCAUCCGUUUCUUUGUUUUGCGGACCCUGGCAGAGGUAUGGCUGUGGGGCAGAAACCAAGCAGCGCAGAGACAUUUGUUUUGGCUGGAUCGAAUGGACAUAAUGAGACGAGGCACUCCGGUUUGAAUGACACUGUGCAGAAUCACACCGCCGCCUACCGAAGCUCAGGGAGGGCCAGAGUCGCGUCCGACAUGAGGUACAAGUGUGCUGCUUAUGUGCUGGCCCUGCGGCCGUGGAGUUUCAGCGCCUCCCUCACACCGGUGGUGCUGGGCAGUGCCCUGGCCUACAAGCUGGAGGGCUCUGUGGACUUGGUCAUCCUCAUGGUGUGUGCUGUGGCAGUGCUGGUGGUGCAUGGGGCAGGAAACCUGGUUAACACUUACUAUGACUUCUCCAAAGGGAUCGACCACAAGAAGAGCGAUGAUAGGACUCUGGUGGAUGAGAUCCUGGCGCCGCAGGACGUGGUCAUGUUCGGAGCGCUGCUCUACUCUCUGGGCUGCUUGUGUGCCACCCUACUCUACUUUAUCUCCACGUUGAGGAUGGAGCAUCUGGCCCUUAUUUAUUUUGGAGGGCUCUCCAGCUCUUUUCUGUACACAGGAGGUGAGCUAGGCAUUAAAUGUACUGACAUUAUUUCCCUCACUUUAUUUACUAGUACACACACACACACUAAUAUCCAGAUACUUAUGAUACCUUCCCUGUCCUGUUUCCAGGCAUUGGUCUUAAGUACGUGGCCCUGGGGGACGUGGUGAUCCUGAUCACAUUUGGCCCCCUGGCGGUGAUGUUUGCCCACGCUGUGCAGGUGGGCUACCUGUCUGUCCUGCCUCUGGUCUACGCCGUUCCCCUGGCCCUCAACACAGAGGCCAUCCUUCACAGCAACAACACCAGAGACAUGGACUCUGACAAACAGGCGGGCAUCGUCACUCUGGCCAUUCUCAUUGGGCCCACGCUGUCCUACAUCCUCUUCAACCUCCUGCUGUUUGUCCCCUACGUGCUCUUCUGCAUCCUGGCCACCCACUACACCAUCAGCAUGGCCCUGCCCCUGCUUACGUUACCCAUGGCCUUCCCCCUGGAGAGGCAGUUCCGCAGCCAGUGCUAUUCCAAGAUCCCCCAAAAGACGGCCAAGCUCAACCUCCUGAUGGGACUUUUCUAUGUCUUUGGGAUCAUUCUGGCACCUCAAGGCAGCUUACCGCUACUGUGAUCGAAUUGUAGCUUCUUUGUAUAGCUAUUCUUUUAUUUUUUUAUACAGACUAGUUUAUGUACAUCUUUGUAUUUGUAAUAAUUUACUUGAGUUCAAAGGCUUUAAUUUAUUGUCUAAUUUAUACAUCCAGAGAAACUGACAGUUGAGUUACUCUUCUGUAAUACUGACAGAUAUAACCAGAUGUGUAACUGGUCCAGUAUUUUGCAGAGUCUGAGAUGUGUUCAGACUCAUUUGGUAUAAGACCACAGUACAGAGGACAUUUCAUGUCCUGAUGCCUCAAAAUGAGGACAGACAUUGAAAAAACUGUUGCCAUGCGUUGCGUCGGGCCCUUAGACUUGCUACCAGUGAUGCAAUUCUUCAAAAUGUCAAUAAACCAAAUCUAAACCUUUUAAUCUCUUAAAUU
This is a messenger RNA of Coregonus sp. 'balchen', 2272 nucleotides long. The record is from the annotation of a GenBank genome assembly. NCBI's taxonomy places the organism in Eukaryota, Metazoa, Chordata, Actinopteri, Salmoniformes, Salmonidae.